AUGUCUUCGUCGGGAAUAACGUCGUCCGUGGACUACUCCCUGAAGACUCCGAGUUUAGUGAGGCCUGACGAUGCCAACUCGACAUGUGUUUUUACGUCGGCGGCCGGGAAACAAGCAACAUUCUCGUUGGUCGACGCCAAAAGUGAUGGAGGUCAGUUAGCCGGAUUCUGGGAUGAAGACGAGGAUGACGAGGAGGAGAGAGGGGAAGAGGAGGAGGAAGAGGAAGAGGAGGAAGAGGAGGAGGAGGAGGAGGAAGAGGAGGAGGAUGAGGAGGAGGAGAACGAGGAGGUAGAGGUCGACGAGGAGGAGGAGGAAGGUGAAGAUGAUGAUGAUGAGGAGGAGGAGGAGCAAUUAGACGGGAGGGAAGCAAGCGGAGCCGGAGGGGAGCGCAAGCGGAGCGAGAGUGACUUGGAGGUAGACCCAAUUCUGAAGACGUCGAGCGGACUCGUGCAGCCGCGGUUGAGGCCACACUUCCAGGCCCGUCUGGCAAAGACGGCAUCAACACGGCGUCAUCGGGCCUCGGUUCGCAGAUCCAACCGGUCGAGCGCGUCGACGAGGCCGUCGGUCGGCGGAGGCGAUGGUGCCGCCAAGUCGGCCAACGGCAGCCCCAGCCACGACUUCCUCCGGACGGCCGUCUCCGGCGGGCCGGACUCGAGCCUGGGCCUACUAAGGCCCGGCUUUCCGCUGUCUCUCGCUUUUCCCGUCUGUGGCGGCGAGGCCUGCCCUCCCUUCGCGGCACCAUUCCCGCCCGGUCUUCUGCCACAGACGAGCUCCAGUCUCACCUCCACACCGCCGCCGCCGCCGCCGUCGUCGUCAUCAUCGUCUCUGUUCUGCGCGCCACUCUCCACGUCCGGCGCCGCUGGCUGUCCCGUCGACUGCUCCACCUGCUCCUCGUCCGCUCAGGCGUCGGGACUCGAGCCCGGUCCGUUGUGUCUCAAACAGACGCCUCCUCCGGCGCAGCCCUACAGCCCCGGUCCA
Molecule: messenger RNA, 978 nt
Organism: Protopolystoma xenopodis
Lineage: Eukaryota; Metazoa; Platyhelminthes; Monogenea; Polystomatidea; Polystomatidae
Source: the annotation of a GenBank genome assembly